This is a messenger RNA of Micromonas pusilla CCMP1545, 1014 nucleotides long. RefSeq lists its product as uncharacterized. Gene Ontology annotation, molecular function: short-chain carboxylesterase activity; monoacylglycerol lipase activity. The record is from RefSeq and is a predicted model, not a curated record. NCBI's taxonomy places the organism in Eukaryota, Viridiplantae, Chlorophyta, Mamiellophyceae, Mamiellales, Mamiellaceae. The annotation marks the transcript as partial. The transcript is spliced from 2 exons.
AACGCGCACGCGCAGACGCUCGCGGGGUACGCGCGAACGCUCACGAUCUUCUUAAAGUACGACCGGCAGAUCGUUCGAUGCGCGGACGGCGGGCAGGUCGGGCUGGACUGGCUCACGCGACGACGGACGGUGACCGCGGACGACAUCCCGCCCGCGCGCGACCUCCCGCCCACCGCGCCCGUGUUCAUCAUGCUCCACGGCAUCAACGGCGGGUCGCACGAGGGCCCGACGAAGUGGGCGAUCGCGGUCGCCGCGUCGCGCGGGUGGAGAUGCGUCGCGUUGAACUUGCGCGGGUGCAACGGCGUGAAGCUCGCGUCGCCCAAGGUGUACUGCGCCGCGUCGUCGGAGGACGUCCGAGCCGCGGUGGACGCGUCGCGGGCUCGGUUCCCGCGCGCGCCGGUGUUGCUCGCGGGGUACUCGCUGGGGACGUACGUCAUCGGGACGUACUUAGCGGAGGAGGACAGUAAGCCGAAGCCGCCCGGUCCCGACGGCGACGACGGCUGGCCGGGCGUCGCCGCCGCCGUGCUCGUGAGCUGCCCCAUGGACCCGCACAGCUCGCACCGCAGCCUGUCCGACCCGGAGCGCCCCGCGGGGAUGAUGUACAACGGCGCGAUCGCGUCCGAGCUGCGUCGGUAUUUCGCGCGGCAUCGGAAGAACGUCGCCGAGCAUCCCGACGUCGAAGACGACGCGUUCGAGCUCUCCUCCAUGCGGACCAUCCGCGCGUUCGAGGAAUCGCUCAUCGUGAAAACGCACGGGUUCAAAGACGUCGAGGAGUACUACGCGUACUUCUCCCCCGCGAGGAUCAUACCUAGCAUCCGGACGCCGACGUUGUAUCUCUCCGCGCGCGAUGAUCCGUUCACGGCGUCGGACAGCGUCGAGGUGGAACGCGUUAUUCGAGGCACCGCGCACGUCGCGUUGGCGCACGUCGCGAAGGGGGGACACGUGGCGUUCUUAGAGCGCGGCGUCGGUCUCUUCGGGCCGUGCUGGACGGACCGCGUCUUGGGGGAGUUCUUG